CGACGUUCUUUUUUCUCCCAAUAUUUAUUUUAUAGUUCUUUGUUCCUUUGUUUUCUUUAUCACCCACAAUGCCUCCUUCAUAUUCGCGGUCAUCACAAAGUUCGACACACUCCCAAGAGUCUGAGACGAAAUCCAGGAAUGGUUCACCACUCUCAAUUGGGUCUGGCGCAAAUCUCCCACCAAAGGUUAACAAGAAAUGGUUGCCCAAAAAAAAAUUAGGAAAGCCAGAGAAAUCGACCAAAGCGGCUAAAAGCCCGAAAAGUGUAAAAAAAGCACCUCAGAAAGUGAAGAAUACUUCGCCAACGAUCCUGAAACGGGAGAAAUCCGAAACGGCCAUUAGAGAAACAUCAUGGAGAUCAAGUUUGGUUCGUGGUCGUUUCUCUAGAGGUUUGAUUUUUGAAUCUUCCCCGGGUCAGGGAAGUAUUAUCACUGUGUCGUCGGACACAUCUUUGGCCAAACCGAAAAUCAAACCUAUUAAAGUCCCCUCUACGAUGUUGACGACUGGAUUUUUGGGUCCCCAUCGAAUAUAUCUUAUAAAAACUAAGAGCCAAGCGCAUUUUGAAAUAGGAACUAACAUAGAAACCAUAGAGAGUUUCGAAUCAAUCAAUUCAGACUCAAUAGAUCAGCAAUCCAUUUCUAACUCAGAUUCAAGAAAAGUAUUAACAAGCCUCCAUUCAGAUUCUGAAACAGAAACAGAUCACUCUGCAUCUGAAUUGGAUUUUAGAUUAGAGAAGCUCGAUGAGCAGAAUGAACAAGAUGUCAGGCAACAUUUUCUGAGGACAUUUGAGCGUCUUCCUGAUUUGAGCCUUCUGUCAACCAGCAGCAGUGGGGAAGUAAAUGAAAUACCCAAGAAGAUCGAUGAAAAAUUUGUGGAACCCGAGGAUGAAGGUAGCUUAAAAUUGGGUGAAUCGGAAAUUUCUGCGGAGCUUGUAUUGGAAAGCGAAGAGCAAGAAAAUGUAGAGCUGAAUACAUUCAGUUCUGAAACCCUUAUCGAAGAGUUAACAGAAAGCAAUGAGACCAGCGAAUCGGAAUUGAGCUCGACUAGGAAACCAGACAUCGAUGUCAGUGAUUUCAUGUUGAGCAUUAGGCCCAGGGCGACAAUUUACGAAGAAGACUCAUCGGAUUUGUCUAAUGAAUAUCAUAUGAUGAACAAAGAAGUUGUUAACCAAUUUCUUAAUGGAUUGUUAAAUGAAGUGGUGGACACUGCUGAUAAAAAUUCAAGUCGUUUGUCUGAACUUUUGGACAAGGAAAAAAUGCUUAAAAAGCUAAAUGAAUUGAUCAUUGAUCUUCAAAUUGAGGAGCAGCGUAAUCAGGCCCUUGAAAAGAUCACUACUGAGCAUUUUGUGCGCCGUAAGGAGUUCGCAUUUGUAAUAUCACCCAAGCAAGUAAAACCGAUCCAACGCCAAAGGUAUCAAUGUGCGUUGGCUGAACUGGAUGGCCUUUUGGAGCAACAGCACCAAACUGAGAAACUAUACCAUCAACAACUUCAAGAUUUAACGGAUGAGGAAGAAAAGACCCGCACAUUGGAUGCCGAGAAAAUAACUCAUUUUGAGGACAAAGUCAAAGAAAUAGUUUGCAAGGAAGGCUUCGAUCGUGUAAAAGUCGUCGUAAACGAUCUUUUUCAAAAAAUGAAUGAUAUCCGUUCCGAAAUCUCCAAUCUUAGAGAGGAAUUGAUCUUCGUUAACCAUCGACUGCAGGCCAUAAAAAAUAAAUCAAAGCAAAUGGAAAAACUGGGCAACGACUUGAGUGUUAAUGAAUAUAUUUUCAAUCAAGGCCAAAAUCAAACGCUGUUGUCUAAGCUUGAAGAGAGAGACAUGGAGCUGAAACAAUUUCGCGAACGCACCAUUUACGGAAUCCAUGCACUGGCCCAUUGGAGGAACAACAGAAAAAACCAUGCAGCUUUACUGGGAAACAUGAAGUCGAAGUUAAGAAAUCUGGAGCGGAAAAAAAAGCUCAGGAAUCAAUUCUGUGUGGCAAUGGAACAAGCCAAGCGAAUUAAGAAAGAGGCCGAAAGGCUGAGAAAGGCCGGCUGUUUGAUGCAAUACCCGGAUAUGUUGCGCGAUUACGAUGCCACCGUGAUGCACCUGCGGAGCAAGCGAGUGGUGGUCAGGAAACUCCGUUCCGAACAUCAGCGCCUGGAGCAGAAGAGCGUGUAUUUGGACACCAUUAUUAACAACCUCAAUUCGGUGCACAGGACAAAAAUGAGCUUUAGCAGUACUUUGGGAGUAACCGCGAGAAGGCAUAGCCGCCCGCAACGAAGUUUUCCUUUUAGUAUUAGGAAAGUUUCUUGAAAACGUUUUUGUACUCUAACAAACCAUAUAUCUAACAUAUCAGAUAAAUUUUUACAAAUAUAAUAAUGUAUAUAUACUAUAAAUAUAUAUACUAUGUUAUGUAUACUA
This is a messenger RNA of Drosophila ficusphila, 2399 nucleotides long. RefSeq names its product myosin heavy chain, fast skeletal muscle. Gene Ontology annotation, cellular component: ciliary basal body; axoneme. NCBI's taxonomy places the organism in Eukaryota, Metazoa, Arthropoda, Insecta, Diptera, Drosophilidae. The record is from RefSeq and is a predicted model, not a curated record. Gene Ontology annotation, biological process: cilium assembly.